AUGAAAAAACACAAAAAAACGCCAUGUAAAAGAAAAUAUCGACAAAGAGCUCAUUGUAAUCCUCUGUCAGAUAGUUAUAUAAAAUAUCCAAGGAAUUAUACAUAUGUUGAUUGGAGUUUACAUUUUCCAUUAUAUUUUGAGAAAAACCAAAUCAAAGAUGAAUAUAUAACAAAUAAAGAGAAUUCAAAAGAUGAACAUAUAGUAACAGAUAAUAUGAAGAACAAUGUUGAAAAUGAUAAUAUGAAUAAUGUUUUAUAUUUAAAUACAAAUAAAUAUCCAGUGAAUUAUAAAAUGAGAAAUAUAUUUAAUGAAUCAUAUGAAAAUAACAAAAAUGUUACCAUUUUAGAUAUAGGAUGUGGAUAUGGUGGUUUGUUAUUUUCUUUAAGUAAAAUAUUUAAUGAUAAAUUAAUUUUAGGUUUAGAAAUAAGAGAUAAAAUUACCAAUUAUGUAGGUGAAAAAAUUUUAUCUUAUCGGUAUAAUUAUCAUCCAUAUUAUCAAAAUAUAUCGGUAAUACGUACAAAUGUAAUAAAAUUCUUACCAAAUUAUAUAAAAAAAAAUCAAAUAGAGAAAAUCUUCUUUUGUUUUCCUGAUCCUCAUUUUAAAAGACAUAAUUGGAGAAGAAGAAUUAUUACUAUCGAAAAUUUGUCUUUAUAUUAUCAUCUUUUAAAAAAUAAUGGCUAUAUAUAUUUUAUUACAGAUGUAUAUACAUUAUAUUUAUGGGUCAUAUUCUGUUUUUCAAAAUGUCCUUAUUUUAAAGUACUUACAAAUAAAGAUUGUGAAAAUGAUAUUUGUGUUAAGUUAAUUCACGAAAGUUCAGAAGAAUCAAAAAAGGUGAAAAAAAAUAAACAAAAUAUGUAUUAUUGUGUAGCUCAAAAAAUUUAA
Molecule: messenger RNA, 882 nt
Organism: Plasmodium falciparum 3D7
Lineage: Eukaryota; Apicomplexa; Aconoidasida; Haemosporida; Plasmodiidae
Product: putative tRNA (guanine-N(7)-)-methyltransferase
Biological process (GO): tRNA processing; tRNA (guanine-N7)-methylation; S-adenosylmethionine metabolic process
Cellular component (GO): nucleus
Molecular function (GO): tRNA binding; tRNA (guanine(46)-N7)-methyltransferase activity
Source: RefSeq, a predicted model, not a curated record